Molecule: messenger RNA, 1304 nt
Organism: Macadamia integrifolia
Lineage: Eukaryota; Viridiplantae; Streptophyta; Magnoliopsida; Proteales; Proteaceae
Product: heavy metal-associated isoprenylated plant protein 3-like
Exons: 5
Coding region: 148-1029 (293 amino acids)
Molecular function (GO): metal ion binding
Source: RefSeq, a predicted model, not a curated record
ACACCUCACAUGCAUAACAUUACUCACCAGGCCACCACAACGACCGUACCGCUUCCUUGUCUAUUUAUUUCUCAUUCCUCACUGGUGUUUCUAUUUUCCCUCUCCAUAUCAUUCAAUCAUUCAUAACAGAGAAGACGGGAUUUAGCGAUGGGUGAGAAGGGGAACCAGAAUGAAGGCCAGAAGAAGGGCGGAGAAGAGAAGAAAAACGAUGGUGGGAAGAAGCAAGAUGGACCGCCAACGGUGGUUAUGAAGGUCGACUUGCAUUGCGAAGGAUGUGCGAAGAAAGUGAAAAACGCUGUAAAGGGUUUCGAAGGUGUUGAAGAGGUGAAGUGUGAUUUCAACAGUAACAAGCUGACGGUAAUCGGGAAAGCAGACCCAGUGAAGCUCCGGGAGAGGGUAGAGCAGAAGACGAAGAAGAAGGUUGAACUCAUCUCCCCUUUGCCGAAGAAGGACAAAGAUGGUAAAGAUGCUGGUGGCGGUGAUAAAAAGACGGAUGGAAAAUCGGAGAAGAAGCCAGAUGACAAGAAAGACAAGCCGCCUCAGGCAUCGACAGUGGUUCUGAAGAUCAGGUUGCACUGCGAGGGCUGCAUCCAGAAAAUUCGCAGGAUCGUAACCAAAUUCAAAGGCGUAGAAAGCGUGAGCAUUGACCCGGCUAAGGAUUUGGUGACGGUGAAAGGAACAAUGGAUAUGAAAAUUUUGACGCCGUACCUCAAGGAGAAACUUAAAAGAAGUGUUGACGUUGUUCCGGCGAAGAAGGAUGAUGACAAGAAGGGCAAAGAAGGUGGAGAUAAGAAGGAGAAGAACGGUGGUGGAGGAGAGAAGAAGGAGAAGAACGGUGGUGGGGACGACAAAGGUUCCGGCGGAGGAGACAUGAAGGAAGAGCAGCCGAAGGUUGAGGGGAAUAAGUUCGAUUACUACCCUCCAGGUUACAUGGUUCCAGGUUUCCAGUUUCCAGGGUACCAGGUGGAGUUGGUUCACCCUCCCCAGAUUUUCAGUGAUGAGAACCCAAACGCCUGCUCCGUUAUGUGAACGCGAACGAGGCUCUCUGGACGACUUUUGAGUAGUAGAGAAAAAGAAAACAAUGUAAAUAAGUACCGUGCAGGGAAAGAGGUGGGGUGGGGGAAGGACAGUAUAUAGUAUUUUGAUGCUGAGGGAAGCUUUUUGAUAGGUUUAGCUCAACGAACCGGCCAGGGUAGAUCCCGUGCUGUUGGCUGUUGAGUUAAAAAAUCUUAAAAACAGUGGUGUAAUGUUCCAUUUUGUCCAAUUUUAUUGGUUGGUUCAAUUCAAAUUUAGGCUUAUGAAGA